CCACAGCGAUCCUAAGUGAAACUGGAAGUGGUUGAUUAUCUUCCUGAGGAGGGCAGGAGGCUGCUCCUUCAGUGAUCUGAAACUCCCCCCCCCCCCCCCUCUUGCUGGUUUUCUCUGUGUCUGUCACGGUGGAUCAAUGCGAGAGUCUCAGUUUCACAGAAACUCCCAUUCAGUCUUUCUCUCGGCAGUGCUCGCUUGCAAUACCUAGGGGGGCACAUUUCAACCUUGUUUAGACCCCUUGUCUCACAGCGGGCCCUUAGCGCAGUAUGUGGUAGUGGAAGAGACCGGGGUUCGACUGGUCGGGCUCGAAAUGUCGCUGGAGGUGUAGAAGGUAGAAAAAUCACCACCUUUGACCCCCCUCCUUUCGUUCCCAAGCUUGUUGCUUUGCGAAGCGGCCUAAAAACACAAAAUGUCGACCAGAACGCCAUUGCCCACUGUGAAUGAGCGCGAUACUGAAAAUCACACGUCGGUCGACGGGUACCAUGAACCUCAUGUCCAGCCUUCGAAGUCCAGCAGCCGGCAGAACAUUCCCCGCUGCCGGAACUCCAUCACCUCCACCACUGAAGAGCAGCCGCACAUCGGGAACUACCGGCUGCUCAAAACCAUAGGCAAGGGGAACUUCGCCAAAGUCAAACUGGCCCGACACAUACUCACUGGAAGAGAGGUUGCUGUGAAAAUAAUAGACAAAACACAACUGAACCCUACUAGUCUACAAAAGUUUCACAUGACCUUGCUUUCUAAACAGCUCUUCCGAGAAGUAAGGAUAAUGAAGAUCUUGAAUCACCCGAAUAUAGUUAAAUUAUUUGAAGUAAUUGAAACAGAGAAGACACUUUAUUUAAUAAUGGAAUACGCCAGUGGGGGCGAGGUAUUUGACUACUUAGUUGCACAUGGGAGGAUGAAAGAGAAAGAGGCAAGGGCAAAGUUUCGACAGAUUGUCUCUGCGGUGCAGUAUUGCCAUCAGAAGCGCAUUGUACAUAGGGAUCUAAAGGCAGAAAACCUGUUGCUGGAUGCUGAUAUGAAUAUUAAAAUUGCUGACUUUGGUUUUAGUAAUGAAUUUACUAUCGGUAACAAAUUAGACACAUUUUGUGGAAGCCCGCCCUACGCUGCCCCUGAACUAUUCCAAGGAAAGAAAUACGAUGGACCAGAGGUGGACGUGUGGAGUCUAGGAGUCAUUCUGUAUACACUAGUUAGUGGAUCAUUGCCUUUCGAUGGCCAAAACCUAAAGGAACUGAGGGAAAGGGUGUUACGAGGGAAGUACCGUAUUCCUUUCUACAUGUCCACAGACUGUGAAAACCUGCUAAAAAAACUCCUAGUACUAAACCCAGUGAAACGAGGCAGUCUGGAACAAAUCAUGAAGGACCGGUGGAUGAAUGUUGGUCACGAAGAGGAGGAGUUAAAACCGCAUACUGAACCAGAGCCAGACUUCAGUGACACUAAGAGGAUAGAUUUAAUGGUGACUAUGGGGUUCUCAAGAGAUGAAAUUACAGAGUCUUUAAUUGGUCAGAAGUAUGAUGAAGUAAUGGCCACUUACCUUCUACUAGGCAGAAAACCUCCUGAGUUUGAAGGAAGCGAGUCUGUAUCCAGCAGCAACCUGUGUCAAAGGUCACGGCCCAGCAGUGACCUCAACAACAGCUCCACACAGUCCCCAGCGCACUCAAAGGUCCAGCGCAGCAUUUCAGCCAAUCAGAAGCAACGGCGGUUUAGUGAUCAUGGUGGGGAUGACAUUCAACCAACUGGCCCAACCAUUCCUCCGGCCGUGUCGUACACUAAACGAGCUCAAGCGAACAGCGUGGAGAGUGACCAGAAAGAAGAAUGGGACACUUCCCGCAAGCUCGGCACCACGACUGCAAGCUCCAAAGGGGAUAUGCCUGCAAGUCCACUGGUCGGUCCGGACCGGAAGAAGUCUACCACCGCCACUGCUCAGAACAAUGUGCUUCCCGGAGGAGGGAUGACCAGAAGAAACACUUACGUGUGCGAGCGCUCCAGCACUGACAGAUACUCUGCUAUACCAAAUGGGAAAGACAGCAGCCUAACUGAAAUGUCCGCUUGUGCAAGCAGUACUGGUGCAGCAGCAUCCGCCGUGCCCUCUACCCGGCCGCGCCAUGUCAAGUCCAUGUCUGCCUCCGGGCACCCAAUCAAAGUCACGCUGCCUCCCAUCGAGGAUGGCACGGAGGCCUACAGACCAAGCACUGCAACUCCUCGGGCCCCUGCUGCUUCUCCAUCUGCCCACAGCAUUAGCAGCACCACUCCGGACCGGACCCGAUUCCCCCGUGGCAGCUCCAGCCGAAGCACUUUCCACGGGGCCCAGCUCCGCGACCGCCGCAACGCCACCUACAACGGGCCGCCCGCCUCGCCCACUCUGUCCCACGACACAGCCGCACUGUCGCAGGCCCGGCGGGGCACCUCCACUGGCAUCAUCGGCAAGAUCACUUCCAAGUUUGGACGCAGAACUAUGUCUCUCAGGUUCUCCAGAAGGGGUCAAAGCGAGGGUGAAGCCAGUGGCAGAACUGACACGUCAAGGAGCACCUCAGGGGAACCGAAGGAGCGGGACAAGGAGGAUGGCAAGGAUCCGAAGCCACGCUCUUUGAGGUUCACCUGGAGCAUGAAGACCACCAGUUCCAUGGACCCCAACGACAUGAUGAGGGAGAUCCGAAAAGUGCUGGACGCCAACAACUGCGACUACGAGCAGCGGGAGCGCUUCUUGCUGUUCUGCGUGCACGGCGAUGCCCGGCAGGACAACCUGGUCCAAUGGGAGAUGGAGGUCUGCAAGCUGCCCCGCCUGUCCCUCAAUGGGGUCCGCUUCAAGAGGAUAUCUGGCACCUCCAUCGCCUUCAAAAACAUUGCAUCCAAAAUCGCUAAUGAGCUGAAGCUGUAAAAACAGGACAACUGCAUUCAUUCAUGGGAUCAGGGUAUAGGUUCAGACAUGAUGUACAGUUUCCACUGUAGUCGAAUGUACUGGUAUUGCGGCUAAUAUGUGUUUUGGCCAGUAAAAAAACAAAAACAAAUAUCCAACCUCCUCCAUCCCCCACGACCCCAUGUAAAAUAAUACUGUAGUUAGAAAAUGACCCUCAUUGCAAUAAAGUUAUAACUUAGUUUUUAAUCUGUGCAAUUUAGUUCUGUAUGCUGAACUGCAGUAGCUUUUUUUAAAAAUUUUAUUUUGUUUUUCAUAUGUACAGGUAAGUAUAGAGCAUUCUGUUCAUAGUUUAUGUUCAUAGUUGUAUAAUACGAAAAGAAUCCUAUAGCUUAACAUCUUGUAUAGUUAUCUUGAUUUCUGUACAAAAUUGUUCUAAUACUGUGUAAUUGAGUUGAAGAAAGUCCUUCCCUAAUAUUAUCUGCAUCUGUUAGAUUAUUGUUUUGUUUACCUCCUCUUUGUGAAGUUUAUAUUUUUAUUUUAAAUCUCAUAAUAGUUUUUUUUAUAUAUAUAUAAAGAGUUGUCAAUAUUAAGAGAUCUAAAUUUAAAACGCCACAAAGUUUUUGUGGUGUCAUCCCUGCCUGAUUUUAAAGGAUUCAUGUUUUAAUUUGGCCUGUGUUAUCAUGCUACAUACAGUAGUGUUAUGAAUUCUUACAGCCGGUACACUGAAUACAGCAGCACAACCCACAUAGUUCAGGAGCAUUCCCACAAUGUUAAACAAACUGGCAUCAAAGUCCUCUGAACCCCUUUUCAAUGGAACAUCAGUCUACUAUUACAAUAGCUGUUGAAUCACCUGUUCAGUGAUUGUACGAUUUCUUGUCCCAGUGUAACUUGUUUGUUCUGAAUAUUUUAUCAGAUUUCUUGUAUUUAUUCCACAACAUUAUGCCUGUAAUGUGCAGCUUUGUAAUUAUUAGGCAUUCACUAUACAAAAAAAAAUAUGAUUAAGAAUUUUUUUUUUUUCUUCGUAAUUAGCGAUUAUAAAAGUACAUAAAAACCACUAGUGCUGGUACUUUUAUACUUGUUAUUUUGUACUUAAUUAACUGUAGAGGUUAACUGUGCAAUGAUAUUUCAUGUUGUAAUUACUGUAAUAUUGACAUAUGGGCCCCAUCCGCACACUUUGUUGUGAAGAAUAGGAACAUAAUUUUAAUUUAAAAAAAAAAAAAAAAAAAUUAAAGCUGUGAUAAUCUCUGGAAUCAUGAUUAAAUCAGAACGGACAUGGAUCUUGCCAUCCCGCGGUGGCAGUAUAACACUAUGAGAAGGACUGUAAAUACUGUAUUGUAGUGUGUGAUGUAGCUUCCUUCCUGUGACAGUUCUGUUCCAGAAUGGACGUUCAUUUUGUUGCCUUAGCUGAUGAUAAUGCUCAGAAAAAAAGAAGGUAAAAUGUACCCCCUUUACCCAGUGUUCAUUCAAGGGAGUUUGAUGCAAGUCCUCUUGAUUCAGUCUCACUGGUGCACUAUAUUAAAACUUACUUGAAAGGAGUCUCAAGCUGAAAAUGUCGUUGUUACUGUGUUGUGUCAAUUCAAGUUGUUGUUUCUUGAUGUUCAUUUUAAGGGGUCUAUUUAAAUGAUCUAAACAACAACGGAUCUAAAUACUGCUAUCAAUUUUGGGAUUGCAUACCACUGUAUAAUAGUAUAUUGAGUAGAACAACUUUUUCUCUGCUGUUUGUACGUAUAUUUUAACUUCUACACCAGUGUAUUACUAUAGGAUACCUUAUUAUUAUUAUUAUUAUUAUUAUUAUUAUUAUUAUUAUUAUUA
Messenger RNA from Acipenser ruthenus (sterlet), 4666 nucleotides. RefSeq names its product serine/threonine-protein kinase MARK1. Lineage: Eukaryota; Metazoa; Chordata; Actinopteri; Acipenseriformes; Acipenseridae. The transcript has 20 exons. Gene Ontology annotation, cellular component: cytoplasm. The record is from RefSeq and is a predicted model, not a curated record. Bases 410 to 2875 code for a protein of 821 amino acids. Gene Ontology annotation, molecular function: tau-protein kinase activity; protein serine/threonine kinase activity; ATP binding. Gene Ontology annotation, biological process: microtubule cytoskeleton organization; intracellular signal transduction; protein phosphorylation.